AUGAUUGUCUUAAAUGAAACCGACUGGUCAAUCUGCCAGUAUGAAAACGUAACGCAGUUAAAGCUGCUUACCUUACAAACCAUGAACUGUUACGUCAACCCGAUAGUGUCCAUCCUUGGAUUCAUCGCCAACAUGAUGAGCAUUGAGAUCUUGAGACGCAGUGGACUCAGCAAACCUUCCAACAUUCUUCUCCUGGGCCUCGUCGUCUCAGACAGCAUGUCCCAGCUGACCACCAUGAACUUCGCCAUCAUCUUGGAAACGUUUGGUCCUAACUGGGAAUACCCGGAGCUGUGUGGCUGGCAGUAUGGAGACGGCUUAAAUUACUUUCUCUUCGUGUUCAACAUAAUUUUUAAAUUUCUUGGGUUCUGGGGUCAAUACGUCAACACUGCAGUGCCAGUUCUUAUUGUCGUAGAGAGAUUUUUAGCUGUUUUUAAACCCCUGACGUUUAGGAAAAUUAUAACCAGAAGAAAGGCGAUUACAUCGGUUGUGUUUACUUAUUUCAUGUGGUUGCCUUGGGCAAUUACCUGGAUGUCCAUGUACAGACUGCACAUUUUAUUGUCAAAGGUCAUGGUUAUGAGCAAUGACGUAGCCGAUAUCAAUGACGUUACGGCUUUUAAUGUUUUUUACUUUUACAUCUGUGACAUUAUGACAUCAUGGUUCCCAAUGACAUUUGUUCUGUUCGGCUGCAUUCUGACUUGGGUCAAAGUCAAAAUGACCUUAAGCCAACGUAAAAAGUUGACGUCUGCUAAUCAACGCGUGCAAUGGUCAAACAAAACGAUCAGAACCCUCUUGACCACGUGCGUUAUUUUUACGACAACAAGAAUUAUCUGCUCUUUAAUGAACUAUUUGAUUCGUGGCGAUGAAGUCCUGAUUGCCUACAUUAAAAUUGAAUUCGUCAAUCUUGUAUUCUUAAUCAACUCGUCCAGUAACUUCUUUGUGUAUGUCUUUUCAAACAGGAAAUUGUUCAUAAUAUUUAAACAAAUCAUACAUUUGGACAAGAAAGAAUGA
Biomphalaria glabrata is the source of this 1008-nucleotide messenger RNA. RefSeq lists its product as uncharacterized. Gene Ontology annotation, cellular component: plasma membrane. Gene Ontology annotation, biological process: G protein-coupled receptor signaling pathway. The transcript has a single exon. Gene Ontology annotation, molecular function: G protein-coupled receptor activity. The coding region runs from base 1 to 1008 and encodes 335 amino acids. NCBI's taxonomy places the organism in Eukaryota, Metazoa, Mollusca, Gastropoda, Planorbidae. The record is from RefSeq and is a predicted model, not a curated record.